This is a messenger RNA of Orbilia oligospora ATCC 24927, 5472 nucleotides long. RefSeq lists its product as uncharacterized. Gene Ontology annotation, molecular function: ATP binding; cytoskeletal motor activity; chitin synthase activity. Lineage: Eukaryota; Fungi; Ascomycota; Orbiliomycetes; Orbiliales; Orbiliaceae. Bases 1 to 5472 code for a protein of 1823 amino acids. The record is from RefSeq and is a predicted model, not a curated record. Gene Ontology annotation, cellular component: myosin complex; cell septum; cell periphery. The transcript is spliced from 7 exons.
AUGGCCGCCCAGGGCAAUCAGCCUCAGGCUUCAUUGCCGUCGUUGCCUGCCCAUGUCCAAUCCGACACCCAUCUCACGGCCCACCUUGCUUCUCGUUUCCAUCUGUCUCUACCAACUGCCUCUAUCUCCUCCCAUGCCAUCAUCAGCUUGAAUACGUAUACCAGUGCCACCGUAGCCGGUGUCGAAUGUGAAAAGCUCGCCGAACGUCUUUACAACAGAUUGGCACACCGGGCAGAGAAUCAGGCCGUCUUGUUUCUUGGAGAAUCUGGUUCCGGAAAGACUACACUCCGAUCUCAUCUUUUAGCCUCAUUGCUCAGCUUCUCUUCAACUCCUUUGUCGAACAAGAUUUCUUUUGCCGCGUUUUUGUUCGAUACUUUGACAACAACCAAGUCAUCUACCACCCCAACUGCAUCCAAAGCCGGUCUCUUCCUCGAGCUUCAAUACGAUAAUACCUCUUCGACACUCAUUGGUGGAAAGUUGCUGGAUCAUAGACUUGAAAGGUCCAGAAUCUCACAUGUCCCGACUGGUGAACGUAACUUUCACGUUCUGUACUACCUCCUUUCUGGAACUUCCCAAGCUGAAAAGGAGCAUUUGGGGCUCAAUGUUGUUGGAGGUGCCACUCACGGCCCCGGGAACCGAGGUUCCGUCAACAUUGGAAAAAGAUGGAGAUAUCUCGGUCAUCCAAGCCAGUUGAAAGUCGGAAUCAAUGAUUCUGAUGGCUUCGAUCACUUCAAGACCGCUCUUCGUAAAUUAGAAUUCCCGAGGGGCGAGAUUGCUGAGAUUUGUCAAAUUUUGGCCACAAUUUUGCACAUUGGCCAACUUGAGUUCUUGACCUCCCACACUUCGAGAGGUGCUGGUGAUGACAGUGGUCCUCAAGAUGCAGGCGAGGAUACCAUUGUUGUCAAGAACAAGGACUCCCUCAAUAUCGUUGCUGCUUUCCUUGGUGUAUCAAGCGAUGCACUCGAAACAAGCUUUGGAUAUAAAACUAAGACUAUCCAAAAGGAGCGAGUCACUGUUAUGCUUGACGCUAAGGGCGCCAGAGCUAACGCUGAUGAUCUCGCUCGUACCCUUUAUUCCCUUUUGGUUGCCUGGAUCGUCGAAUCUGCCAACGAGAGACUAUGUGCUGUUGAAGACACUGUCGCGAAUACUAUUUCCGUCGUUGACUUCCCCGGUUUCGCUCAGGCUACCGCUCCUAACGGAGCGUCGCACCUGGACCAGUUGCUUAAUAAUGCAGCUACGGAAGCUCUCUAUGGAUUCACUCUUCAACAUUUCUUCGAGAGGAGCGCAGAAUUGCUCGAAUCCGAGGAAGUCAGUGUUCCCGCAACUAGCUACUUCGACAACGGAGAUGCCGUCAAGGCGUUGCUCAAGCAAGGCAACGGUCUUCUCGCUAUCCUCGAUGAUCAAACUAGACGCGGACGCAGCGAUGCCCAGUUUUUCGAGAGCAUGAAGAAGAGAUUCGAGGGCAAGAAUCCUGCCGUCGAGCCUGUCCCUAUCAGCAACGCCACCCUCCCAAUUGCUGCUACUUCUACCUCCUUCCGCGGUGCUUUCACAAUCAGGCACUUUGCCGGUGAAGUUGAGUAUCCAGUUUAUGGCUUGCUCGAGGACAACGGUGAAGUCAUUAGCGGUGAUAUCAUGCAGUUGAUCCAAACUACCACCAGUAACUUCGUCGCGGAGCUCUUUUCAUCCAAGGCUCUCAAUACCCAACACCACCCACAGGAGAAGUCCGCAAUCAUGCAAGCUCAGCUCUCCUCGAAGCCUUUGAGACAGCCCAGCGUAGUCCGUAAGAAGGGCACACGGCCUGUUCUCAAGGGUAAGGAGUCACCGCCACCGGCGGAGGAGCUCGAGAUUGAAACGACAUCUAAACAUGGCCAACAAGGUGCUGCCGGUCAGUUUUUGGCUGGUCUAGACACAAUCACCAAGGCGCUUAACAAUCUCAACACCAACCCGUAUUUCGUGUUCUGCUUGAAACCAAACGACAGGAGGAUAGCAAACCAAUUUGACUCGAAGUGUGUCAGAACACAGGUGCGAGUUUUGGGUAUCGCGGAAAUUACUCAGAGAAUCAAGAACGCAGACUUCUCAAUCUUUAUGCCGUUCGGAGAGUUCCUCGGUUUGACAUCGACCGACAAUUCCAUUGUCGGAAGCGAAAGGGAGAAGGCAGAGGCUGUGCUCGAUGAGAAGAGGUGGCCGGCGAAUGAAGCAAGAUGCGGUUCAACCGGUGUCUUCCUCAGCGAAGCCUGCUGGGCUGAAGUUGCCGAUGUUGGAUCUGGCACAUUUAUGCAUGCCGGCGUGGCUGGCGACCGCAAACUGAGUACCCCUGGUGAUGAAGGGAGCCCGUUCGGCGACUCCAAAUCGCACCUCAUCGAAGGAGGCAUUGGUUCCCAUAUUUAUGGCAAAGGAGGUUACCUCGGAGUCAAUAGGGACGCCGACGGUCGAUCGGAUGCCGGCGCUUCCGCCUUUAAUCAGGGCGAUAUGUUCAGGCACUUCGACACCCGUGAACAAAUGGCUGAAAAGGGUGCAGCAGCCCGUGAGGAGGAGAUUGACGAAGUUGUCGUAUCUGGUUCUCGAAAGAGAUGGCUCUUCCUGGUUUACAUGCUUACGUUCUGGCUUCCCGACUUCUUCCUCAGCUGGCUCGGCCGCAUGAAGCGCAAGGACAUCCGUGUCGCAUGGCGUGAAAAGUUGGCUAUCAACAUUCUUAUCUGGCUCAGCUGUGGUUUCGUCAUCUUCUUCAUCGUCUGGUUUCCCAACUUGAUCUGUCCUAAGCAAAACGUCUUCACACUUGAUGAGUUGAAAGCCUACAGCUUUGAUAAGACGAAAAAGUCUAGUAACGUCCUGACCGCGAUUCGUGGUGAGGUUUUCGACCUUUCAUCCUUCUCUAAUACUCAUUACCCCUCAAUCGUUCCACAAGACGAUGUUCUCGCAUACGGUGGUCGAGACGCUUCCGCUCUAUUCCCCGUCCAAGUUUCAGCUCUGUGCAGAGGACGUGAUGGCAAAGGUGUCAAUCCCUAUAUCGCGAUCAACUAUGUCAACCCCAACUCUACUAGCUUCGAACGUAACUCCGUCUACCAUGACUUCCGCAGCUCUUAUACCGCUGAUCAACGUCCCGAUUGGUACUACGAACUUUUGAUCCGGAUGAGGGCGAAUUACAAGAGGGGCUAUGUUGGCUGGUCACCCCAAACUGUUAAGGACAUGGGCAAAGCGCAGAAGCAAAUUGCCAUCAUCGGAAAGGAUGUCUUUGAUCUUACCGGAUACCUGUCAGGUGGUCGCCCUUACCUUGCUUAUCCUCCAGACGUUGAUCCACCAGCAACUGGAGAUGUGGACCUUGACAUCCUUGAUUCCAACGUUGUCGCUCUUUUCCAAAACGGUGCCGGUCAAGAUGUCACCAAGUACUGGGAUGCCCUCAAGCUUGACCCUGCUUCCCGAGUCUCGCAGAGAUCCUGUCUGAGAUACCUUUACUUCAUCGGUAGAGUGGAUUCCCGUAACUCCACCGUGUGUCAGUUUGCAAAUAACAUCAUUCUUGCGAUUACCAUCGCCUUGGUCUCCGUCAUUGGUUUCAAAUUCUUGGCUGCCCUCCAGUUCACCAGAACCAAUAUUCCUGAAGCCCUGGAUAAGUUCGUUAUUUGCCAAGUUCCCGCAUAUACGGAAGAUGAGGACUCACUUCGUCGUGCUAUUGAUUCGUUGGCCCGUAUGAAGUACGAUGAUAAGAGGAAAUUGCUUGUUAUUGUCUGUGAUGGUAUGAUUAUUGGUCAAGGUAACGAUAGGCCUACACCGAGAAUUGUGCUCGAUAUUCUAGGAUGGACUGGACAAGAACCCGAGGCUCUUAGCUUCGAGAGUUUGGGUGAAGGUCUCAAGCAGCACAACAUGGGCAAGAUUUAUGCAGGUCUUUAUGACACGCUCGGUCACAUCGUUCCAUUCAUGGUUGUCGUAAAGGUCGGAAAGCCAUCUGAAGUUUCUAAGCCUGGUAAUCGUGGAAAGCGAGACUCUCAGAUGAUCAUUAUGCGCUUCUUGAAUCGUGUGCACUAUAAUUUGCCAAUGAGCCCUCUUGAACUCGAGAUGUACCAUCAGAUCAGAAACAUUAUCGGUGUUAAUCCCACUUUUUACGAAUACCUACUGGGUAUUGACGCUGAUACUGAGGUCGCACCGGACUCUUGCACUCGUUUUGUUUCCACAUUCAUCAACGAUACAAAGGUCAUCGCUGUCUGCGGUGAAACCGGUCUUACCAACGCGAAGGCUACAUUUAUUACUAUGAUGCAGGUCUACGAAUACUUCAUUUCCCAUAAUCUGUCCAAGGCAUUCGAAAGUUUGUUCGGCAGUGUUACUUGUCUUCCAGGUUGUUUCUCCAUGUACCGCAUCCGAACAGCAGAAACCGGAAAACCUCUAUUCGUCAGCAAGGAAAUUGUGGAAACAUACGCAAACAUUCGUGUCGACACUCUGCAUCUCAAGAAUUUGUUGCAUCUUGGUGAAGAUCGUUACCUCACAACCCUGCUUCUCAAGUUCCACCCAAGAUUCAAGACCAAGUUCAUUAUGAGCGCCCACGCAUGGACUAUUGCACCAGACAGCUGGAAGGUUUUCUUGUCUCAGCGUCGUCGUUGGAUUAACUCUACUGUCCACAAUCUUGUCGAACUUAUCCCCUUGUCCCAGCUUUGCGGUUUCUGCUGCUUCAGUAUGAGAUUUGUGGUGUUCAUCGAUUUGCUCUCCACUAUCAUCGGUCCUGCCACUGUUGGUUACUUGGUUUUCUUGAUUUAUACCGCCGCAACAGCAACAGAUAUCAACAAGUACGUCAUGGCUUUCAUUCUAUUAGCCGCGGUUUAUGGUCUUCAGGCUAUCAUCUUCAUCUUGAGGAGGAAAUGGGAAAUGAUCGGUUGGAUGGUUGUUUACAUCUUGGCUAUCCCCAUCUUCAGUUUUGCACUCCCAUUGUACUCCUUCUGGCACAUGGACGACUUCUCGUGGGGUAACACUCGUGUGGUCACCGGUGAUCAUGGUAAGCAGGUCGUCAUCUCCGACGAAGGUAAAUUCGACCCGGCUAUGAUUCCCCGCAAGAAGUGGGACGAAUACCAGGCCGAGCUAUGGGAAUCCCACACUUCGCAAGGCGACGCACGAUCCGAAUACUCUGGUAUUUCGUACGGUACCAAGCCUGCUGGAAGUGAAUACGGUGGUGUACCACCAAGUCAUUAUGAAGUCCCAUUACCCAGGUAUACGAGCAAUGGAAGCAGGUUCAGCCUUGCACCCAGUGAGAUGCUUGGUGGACAGGGGAUGAGGGAGACAAGAGAAGGGGUUGAGUUGAUUAGUAUGGAGUUGCCGAGUGACGACGCCAUACUAGCGGAGAUCAGGGAUAUUCUUAAGACGGCGGAUUUGAUGACGGUGACGAAGAAGAGUAUCAAGGUUGAGUUGGAGAGAAGGUUUGGAUUGAGCUUGGAUGCGAAGAAGGCGUAUAUCAAUUCUGCUACGGAAGCUAUCCUUUCUGGAAAUCUGUAA